CAACAAUCGAGUCGCUUGUGGUCUGGUGUGCUAGAAGAAGCGGUGUAGCCUACACAUGGCAAGACGCAAAUCAGUCUGGUUGUUGUGCAAAUGUUGCGUUUGAGGUGUUAAAGAAGAUGGUUUACGCAUUUUUCUGUUUUUUCUUAUGGCUUUUCAGUGGUGUGUCUGCUGAUACAGAUGAAACAGAGAUGAUAUCAGUGAUGGAGGGAGAUUCUGUUACUCUACACACCGAUGUUACUGAAAUACACAGAGAUGAUCAGAUAAUCUGGACAUUUAAGCUUAAAAAUUCAGAGAAUCGUCUAGCUGUAAUCUAUAAUCAGAUCCUCUCUAUAUAUGACAGUAAAGAAUAUAAUAAAAUAUUCAGAGACCGACUAAAGAUAGAUGAGCAGACAGGGUCUCUGACCAUCACAAACAUCAACAAAUUACACUCUGGACUUUAUAAACUACUGAUCAUGAAUGGAGGAGUCAAACACAAGAGCUUUAAUCUAGCUGUCUAUGCUCUUCUGACUGUUCCUGUCAUCAGUGAUUCUCCUCAAAACCCUUCAGUAUCAGAAAGAUCAUCAAGUCAGAAUUGUUCACUGCUGUGUUCAGCUGUGAAUGUGAGUGAUGUGACUCUCUCCUGGUACAAAGGAAAUAGUUUAUUGUCCAGCAUCAGUGUGUCUGAUCUCAGCAUCAGUCUCUCUCUACCUCUGGAGAUUGAGUGUCUGGAUGAUUCAUACAGCUGUGUUGUUGCUUAUUCAUUCACCAACCAGACUAAACACCUCAACAUCACUGAUCUCUGUCAGCCAUGUUUAGAUGGUUCACAUGUGCCUUUCAAAGGUAUAAUUGCUGCUGUGUUUCUGCUGCUGUUGCUAGCGAUCUCAGUUUUAGCUGUGUGGAUAUUCUGUCGCCGCAGGAGCCACAAAGAAGCAGUACAAGAAAUUCGGACUACUGUGGAAGAGUUGGAUUAUACUGAUGCAACAUUUACUACAAACAGAGCUCAGGAUACGGAGACUACUGGACAGAAUCAGACAGAGUAUUCAGAGGUGGCUUUCAGAUGAUGAUCAUUCACACUGUGUUAUUGUACAGCUCAUCUUAUUACAGGCCAGAGCAUGUUGGGGCAUAUGUGUGUAACAAAGCUUCAAGCCUCAAUGUUGAACUGCAAAUCCACUGGUUGUGGGCAUUGGUUACUACAAAUGAGUGUAUUUCAUCUUACAAAUACUUAAAAAAUAGAUCUUAAAUAAGAAAGAAAGAACAGAAUUCUAGAGUAUUCACAACAGGCAACCUAAUGAGACGCUCCGUUAAUUUUUGAUCUCAAUCGUGUCUGCAGCUGCACAGCUUCAUACCUUACACAAUCGUGUCUAGACGUGAUUUUUGGUGGUUUGUGUUAAGUAUUGUUUUCACACCCAUCCACAUGAUUACUAUCCUAGCUCUGAUUAUGAACCAUCAUGAUAAACAGGACAAAAAUAGAUCAAAACAAGGAAGAAGUAUCAGAAAAAGAACCAGCAGCAUGAGCUACAUAAAGAGUACAAAUGUAUACAGUAUUUUUAGAUAUACAUGUAAUCAUUGAGGGGUGCCCAAAUUCGGUCCUGGAGGGCCGGUGUCCUGCAGAGUUUAGCUCUAACCCCAAUUAGA
Messenger RNA from Sinocyclocheilus rhinocerous, 1614 nucleotides. RefSeq lists its product as uncharacterized. The record is from RefSeq and is a predicted model, not a curated record. The coding region runs from base 117 to 1040 and encodes 307 amino acids. NCBI's taxonomy places the organism in Eukaryota, Metazoa, Chordata, Actinopteri, Cypriniformes, Cyprinidae. The transcript is spliced from 6 exons.